Molecule: messenger RNA, 2031 nt
Organism: Perkinsus marinus ATCC 50983
Lineage: Eukaryota; Perkinsozoa; Perkinsida; Perkinsidae
Exons: 20
Coding region: 1-2031 (676 amino acids)
Source: RefSeq, a predicted model, not a curated record
AUGCGUGCUGACCAAUCGAGACGGCUUAGGCAGGCCCAGUUGAAUAAAGCCAAAGAUGUGGACUUUAUCAAGAGCAUAGGAGGCCCUCUUGGUAGAUUGGGGAAGGUCAUUGAUAAGUACUCAUCCCCUAGUUCCUCGAUAUGGGUGCCGCCGCUUAGGGAUGGUGUCGUGGUCAGUAAUGUUGGUGAUAUCAUAGCACCAGCAUUGGAGAGGUUACUCACUUCGAAGGACUUGGAUCAUUGUCCGGGCCUGAAGGAGGCCCUUGUGACCAGGAAGCCCCCUGUAGAUGUACGGGCUCAACUUCCUGUGUGGAGUAGAGCGGACAAGGAGAGGCAGCGAUUGGUAGAGCUGGGGGUGAAACUACGGAAGCUCAACUGUUUGGCGUCUUUGAGGGAGGAGGGUGCUGAGGAGGCGAAGGAAGAGGAGGAACAAGUGGUGGUGGAGAAGGCGGAGGCGCAGCCGACCGAUGAGACUCUUUGUAAAGGGGACACGGUCUGUGUGGUCGCUAUGAAGUUCCCAGAGGUAGAAAGGGCUGAGAAAGCAAGCGUGAUGGUGACACGGCUGAUGCGAGGGCGAGCACUACAGAUUAAGAUGUACGAAGGGAGGAUGCAACGACAGGACCUCAUAGACGAGCUCAUGUAUAUGGACGGGCAUUGCUCUGAUUCGCCUGGAGUACAAAGGUCAGUGGAGGAUAUGGAUGAAACUGAUCCUAUACCCCGAGCUGUGGAGACAGAGGCGGCCUUGGAAGCUGUUGUUGGUCGGUCAGUUGGUAAGGUUCUCGACGAGUUGAGCCGGGAAAGGUCUCGACGAGUGAAUUAUAAUAGGAUCGCUAAGAUGGCGACACACGCUGAAGGGGUUAGACGUAGACGGGAGUGUAAGGAGGCAGGUCGUCGUCAAGCUAUUCUACGGUUGAGAUCCUAUGAGGAUAGCUGUAGAAGUGAUGUACAGACUAUGGUGCAAAGGGAAGCUGAUUCGGUGGUGAGGGAGGUCAUGGGGAGAGCGGUCAGUGAGAGUUCGAAUCAAACGGCACUAGAGGAAGCUCGAGUGGCUGCUAGAAUUAUUGAUCCUCUUCUGAACGCGAUGGAGGAGGAAGAGGGUGGUCCGGACGAUUACCAGGAUGUUGUUUUGGGUCGCCUUAUGCAUCAGUUCUUAAUACCCCAUGUAGAACGUCGACGAGUUGAGGCGGGUCUGGCACUUCACCAAGGUCGAUUCGCCCAUGCAGCGCGGAGGGCAACGGAGGGCACUGUGAGGCUACUGUGGAUUGCCGUGGUCUGGAAUCCUAUCAGUACUUUGUGCAUCAUCAUCAGCAGCAGCCCCAUGCUAGCAGGUUAUAACAGCGCGUCCUCGGAUAGUGACAGUGAUGUUGACGAAAGGAAAGCUGUUGGACCUCUGCCGUCUGCCACCUCGGCCUUGGCCGAUUACGACACUACUGUGGGGUCGCGGAAAAAACAGAAAAUGGAAGAUACAAUCAAAGCGUCAUCAGAUCAUGUGUCGAGUUCUAUGAAUCCUGAGGUUAGGAGCACUGGUAGUGGUUUGAGAGCUCCUUUGCUUACUGGAGGCGGCCUGGCCCCGGUUGGUAUAGAAAUAGGGGAGGUAGAAGUAGCGCGAGCGAGUGUUUGGGAUGAAGAGCCUCCAGAGGCGCAGAAGAAGAAUAAGAAACGUAGUGAGAUGGUUGAGAUGAUGCGGGGAAUAGGAGGGGUCUCUUCGAGGGAGUUGAAGAAUAUUCAGCAGCUCGGUGCAACGGCGUUGGACAUAGAUCCUACUUCACUACAGGACGAUCAUUGGUAUGAGGCCCAACAAGCUAAUGAGCAGGCUCAAAAGGUGCAAGAGGCGGCCCUUGGGGAUUUCUAUGAUAACACGAAGGGUGCGAAACAGGCUAAUCCGGGUGGGAGUGUUGGGAAGAAUCAUAAAAGGAAGCAUCACAUCAACUGGCUAGCCGAGGACACUAUCGAUAACGGUGCGAAGCGAUUGUUGGACCUAGGCACGCAGGCUGGAAAGAGAGGCCAGACAGCUCGGAAGUACGGCUGGUAA